This is a messenger RNA of Colletotrichum phormii, 613 nucleotides long. RefSeq lists its product as uncharacterized. Lineage: Eukaryota; Fungi; Ascomycota; Sordariomycetes; Glomerellales; Glomerellaceae. The record is from RefSeq and is a predicted model, not a curated record. Gene Ontology annotation, biological process: transmembrane transport. Gene Ontology annotation, molecular function: transmembrane transporter activity. Bases 88 to 450 code for a protein of 120 amino acids. Gene Ontology annotation, cellular component: plasma membrane. The transcript has 3 exons.
UGAUAAGACAACCCCGUGGUUGCUUUGAGCAGGCCUCUGCAGGCUUCUGCAGGUUCAUGUGCUGGGGUAUGCUUUCGGCCGUUAGGCAUGCUUUGUCAGGCUUCCACGGACCUUGGGGUGAUGUUGUUUUCCCAUCUUGUAUGCAGCAGUAUGCAGCUGACCGUCUUGAUGUGUCGCAGGAUUCUCCUCGUCUUCACUGGAAUCUUUACGUUUCUUGUCGAUGCUUAUCCUCUAUACGCCGCCUCGGCCCUCGCAAGUAAUGCGUUUGUGCGAUGCAUGUUCGCUGCCGCAUUCCCGUUGUUUGGAACGCAGAUGUACAACAAACUUGGAUAUUCCUGGGCUUCAUCAUUGCUCGCCUUCUUGACGGUAGCCAUGCUCCCAUUCCCGUACAUCUUCUUCAAGUAUGGCAAGAAGAUCAGAAGUCGCAGUCGAUUCGCCACGCAAGCGUAACAAAAGGCAAAAGAGCGAAGAAGUCCACAGCGGACCAAAAAAAGAAAGUUGACGAGGGAGCCAAAGCAACGAGAAAUUCAGCGAAGGCCGGUGAGGGAACAGAUGUGAACGGCAUCGCACAGACUUCCCGUAUUGGUGUGGAGGACCAGCAGAGAGGCUGUCU